Arabidopsis lyrata subsp. lyrata is the source of this 1222-nucleotide messenger RNA. Its product is annotated as probable serine/threonine-protein kinase PBL21. Lineage: Eukaryota; Viridiplantae; Streptophyta; Magnoliopsida; Brassicales; Brassicaceae. Gene Ontology annotation, biological process: protein phosphorylation. The transcript has 5 exons. The record is from RefSeq and is a predicted model, not a curated record. The coding region runs from base 149 to 1222 and encodes 357 amino acids. Gene Ontology annotation, molecular function: protein kinase activity; ATP binding.
CAAAUCUCUCUCAUUCUCUUUCUCGCUCUAGUUUUCUCGUUGAGAGUCUGUUACUCUGUUUAAUUACAAGUUUUUUCCGGGAAAAAGUUUCUCGGGAAAAUAAAAGAAAAGAAGUCUCAAGAAAGAUUCAUCUUCGUUGAUCGCUACGAUGAAACGUUUCUUUUGCUGUCUCAAAGGAGGAAGCUCACGUAACGCAGGGCAAGGUAACGACGAGAACGACGAAGUAAACCUCGACCGACCAUUUGGGAAUAACGAGCGCCUCAAUCAUCUUUGGAGAAAUCAUCUCUCACUUCCUGACGAUCGUGAAGUUGCAGAUCCCACUGCUCGUUUUUUCCCUAUAUCUCCACCUCUACCUGAUAAUUGUGGAGCAUCAUUUCUAUGGCGCGAACUCGUAGACGGAACAAUAAACUUCCGGGACGAAUAUUUUCUCGGCAGAGGCAACUUCGGCGAAGUCUAUCGCUGCCGCUUCUCAAGACUUAAUGAGGAUGGAGCCGUAAAGAUUCAAAAACCAGACAAUCCAACUGGUCAUGUUGAGUUCUUGGCAGAGGUUACAACGUUACAUGCAGCUAAUCACCCAAAUGUGAUUAGACUUCUUGGCCAUUGUUACGGCCAAAGGAACCGUGCUAUAGUCUACGAAUUCAUGCCCAAUGGCUGUCUUGAGCGUCACAUCUUUGCACACGCAACGAGGGUGCAGGGUCCGUUUCCUCAGGGUCUACAACUACCAAUUAGGGUUUUGGAUUGGGAUACGAGGAUGAGAAUUGCUUUGGGUGUAGCCAAGGGUCUGGUUUAUCUACACCAGGAGCUGAAAGUGAUUAACCGAGAUGUCAAGGCCGGAAAUAUUCUACUUGAUGCAAAUUUUGUGCCGAAGCUGACUGAUUUUGGAUUGGCGACUAAAAUCGAUGUAGAUGAAAACGGUGUUGAGAAGCAGAUCCUGAUCAAUCCGAUGAAGGGAUCUUUGGGAUACAUUGCACCGGAAGGAGAGAUUUCCGGGUUUGUUUCGACUAAGACUGAUGUCUAUAGCUAUGGAGCUCUUCUGGUAGUGCUUUUCACCGGAAGGGAGCCUUUCUAUGUGAAGAAACCUACAGAGCGACUUGAACGGCCUACUAUGAGUGAUGUGGAAGCAAUGGUUCUCGAAGCUGCAUCUUUCCCGGUCCAAGUGCCGCCCCAGGUGAAAAGGAGGCGUUCGGCUUCGACAUAUGAAGUUUUCUCAGGGGGUUUUUAG